AUGACUAUCCUGCAAAUCUUGGCGACACAAGCGCCAGACGGUGAUAUAUCUAGCACGAAUGCUAUCGUUAUACACCACAAAAUUUCUUUACUCUCACACCCAUCCGUCGAAUAUAACUCAGGUCUCAAACGAUCCCACUCAGUGGCCGCUAAUGAAUCUACUUAUUUUUUUCAGCUAUUGGAACAGUUCGUUGUAUCAAAAUGUCUAGAUCUAACAUUGACUUACGGUUUCACAGUUGCCGCUGGCGUUGCAGUAAUAUACGACUGGGCACUAACACUUGGACAAGAGAUUGAACUCAUCUGGAGACAACGCUGGUCUCUGAUGUCUGUGCUGUAUUUGCUUAUACGCUACAUUGGACUACCAUAUUCUGUUACCUAUAUUCUGCAAAAUAUGCCAAUGGUCACUCUAACAGAUGCAGGAUCUAGAAUGAUGCUCAUCUUCCUUGUUAUUGUCUUUCUGGCUGUUAAUAUCGCCAGUGGAGUAAUCUCGUCAAUAGACGUCAAACAAACACUAGGGGAGUUUAUACUCUUUGGCACACAUACGUGCAGUUUUGGCUUUGGGAUAGAUGCCCGGCUUCUCUUUUCAAUGCUUUGGAUGCUCAACACUGUUUGGGAGGUCCUCGCACUGUGUCUUUCGAUCUGGGUUUCUGUAAAACACUUCCGCGACCUGCGACGACUCGGCCCAUCGACAGGAUCGACCAUCGGGGACUGUUUCACAGUACUGAUAAAAUCUCAUGUGCUUUAUUUUGCAAGCUUUGUUGGCCUCUCCUGCCUCCAGUUUGCUAGAGUCUCUCUAGAAUUCUUGAAUCCAAAUUUUAUUGGAUCUCAGAUGCUCAAUGGUGCUCUUCAAAUUUUAUUGUUUGUACAGAUGUUUGUGAUGGGACCACGCCUCAUCCUUAGUGUCCGAGAAUAUCAUGCCAAUCUCGUGGCAGGCUCCGAUGCAGAAAAUAGCAUGAAUUCGAUUAUUUUCCAGGAGCAUGUACGUGUAUCAACUAGCAGUACUGUGUAG
Suillus plorans is the source of this 1008-nucleotide messenger RNA. RefSeq lists its product as uncharacterized. Lineage: Eukaryota; Fungi; Basidiomycota; Agaricomycetes; Boletales; Suillaceae. The record is from RefSeq and is a predicted model, not a curated record. Bases 1 to 1008 code for a protein of 335 amino acids. The transcript is spliced from 11 exons.